UUCAAAAUUACAGUUGCGUUCGAGUUGAGCACCUCGCCGGUUGUGUUUUGUCGGUCGUCUCGAGAAACCUGUCCGUAAUAAGUAUUCUGCACGUGUUAACGGACCGAGUCUGUGGAAGCUUCAAGUGAUAGGAAUUAGAGGAGGAACAGCUGCCGCAUGAGAUAAAACAUGGAUAGCAGUUCAAAACCGGAACGUAAAAAUCCCCGAGAGCAUGCCAAUAUUUUAUCCCAAUUGCUCUUUGCCUGGGCAGUGCCUUUGCUAUAUCGGGGUUCAAGAAAAGGAGUGGACACAAAAGAUUUGACUGCAUGCCUAGAAGAAGAUUAUUCCGAGCCAUUGGGUGAUCGCUUGGAACAUGAAUGGUACAAGGAAUUGGAGCGUUCGGAUCGUAAGAAACAUAAGCCAAAGCUGCGUAAUGCCCUAUUUCGUUGCUUUUUGGGUCCCACCAUAGUCAAUGGAAUUAUAAGUUUGACUUAUAUUAUUAUCAAAACAUUGAUUCCUGCUGUAUUGGCGCAAUUAUUGCUACAGUUUCAACAACCUGUUGCCUCACCGAUUCUGGAAGUUUCAGCUAAUGGAAGUUUGGAGGCACUGAAUCGAACAGUACGUGCCAUUGGUGAUGCGAAUUCGGCAAACAAUAUUGAUUCACCCAAUGCUUUGGACUCGGAUAAUGCAUUGAAGGAUCAGUUUCAAGGCCCAGUCAAUGCCACAGCCGAAGUACCCAAUGCCUUGGGAGAGGCUAGCCUGUAUAUUUGGAACGAUAUUUACUGCCUGGGUACGGUUCUUGUUGGUGCCACGCUCUUUGGAUGCUUUUUGCUUCAUCAUGUGGAUCUGCGACAACGUUUAAUGGGCGCCCGGAUGCGUAUCGCAUGUUGCUCGCUGAUUUAUCGCAAGACACUGCGUCUCUCGAUGAAGACGGCAGGACAAACGCCAGCUGGUUAUCUGAUCAAUUUACUUUCGAAUGAUGUGAAUAGGCUGGAUUAUGGUUUCAUAUUUAUGCAUUGGAUAUGGAUAAUGCCGUUGCAUGCAGUUUUGACGUGUUAUCUGAUUUGGUUACGCAUCGGUAUACCAGCUCUUGUGGGCGUGGUGGGAUUACUUGUGAAAACUGUGCCCGUCCAGACGGCAUUGAGUAAACUGACCUCCGUUCUGCGUCUGAGAAUUGCCGAACGGACUGACGCCCGAGUGGGCAUCAUGAAUGAGCUGGUGCAGGGCAUUCAGGUGAUCAAGAUGUAUGCUUGGGAGCGACCCUUUCAGGCUGUCGUGGCUGAGGCCCGACGCCGUGAAAUAAAACAGAUACGCUAUGCAUCUUACCUGCGUGGCUUCUACCUCAGCACCAUGGUGUUCACCGAGCGUUCCACUCUCUAUAUAACAUUGGCUGCUGCCGCCCUGAUGGGUCAGAAAAUCACAGCCGAUUUUGUAUUCUCGGCGGCUAGUUAUUACAAUAUCCUUCAAUUGGUGGCUGCCAUUUGGUAUCCAUUGGCAGUGAGUUUUGGUGCUGAAGCCUUUGUUUCGCUGCGUCGCAUUCAGGACUUUCUCCAGUUGGAAGAUCGCGAUGAGAAGGCCCAAGGAUUGACCCACAAGAAGCAAUCACAGGAUACAGAUGGUAGCGACUCGAAGGCUAUUCUCCUGAAAGACAUCAAUGCCAGUUGGGAUCAGGAGAAGGGACAGCGUGCAAUUACGUUGCAGGAAUUCAAUUUGGACAUUAAGAAAGGACAAUUGUGCGCCGUCAUCGGCCCAGUGGGAGCUGGCAAGAGCUCAUUGCUGCAGCUACUUCUCGGUGAAUUACCCAUAAUUGAUGGUGGUGUCCAGGUUGUUGGCGAAUUAUCGUAUGCCGCCCAAGAGCCGUGGCUAUUUACGGGAUCAGUGCGUCACAAUAUAUUGUUUGGCGAGGAAUAUGAGCGCAAGCGAUAUCAUGAGGUUACACGUUGUUGUGCCCUAACUACCGAUUUCCAGCAACUGAGCAAUGGCGACAAGACGGUGGUGGGAGAGCGUGGAGCAUCGCUUUCGGGAGGUCAACGGGCUCGCAUUAGUCUGGCACGAGCAGUAUAUAAACCAGCUUCGAUAUAUCUUCUCGACGAUCCACUGAGCGCGGUAGACGCCCAUGUGGGAAGGCAUCUGUUUGACGAGGUGAUCGGACCACGUGGACGACUUGCCCAACAGAAAGCCACACGCGUCUUGGUCACACAUCAAGUGCAUUUCCUAUCCGAAGCCGAUUGGAUUGUGAUAGUUGAUAAAGGACGCAUUUUGAGGCAGGGCACAUAUCAGGAGCUUAUCAAUAGUGAUUUGGACUUUGCCCGUCUUCUUGAGAGACCAAAGGAGGAGGAAAAGGAGCUUGAGUCUAGCCAGUUACAGGAAUCCACACACACACUUCACGACGAUGAGGCCGAUGAUGAUGAUGAUAUACCCUAUAUAGAUGGUGUCCGUGAUGGCUAUCAACCCUUAAGAAAGAAGAGCAACUCCACCUAUGGCAGUAAAUCGCUGAGCAAUAGCGAUCGCGAUGAUACAAACGCCUUGGACGAUGAUGAUGAGUUAGCCGAAGCCCAGGCAUCAGGCAGUAUUUCGUUUCGCGUUUGGUAUGAAUACUUCCAUGCUGGAAGUACUCUCCUUGGCUUCAGCUUCAUGGUCUUUGUCAUGGUGCUCUCCCAGGUGGUUUGCAGUAGCUCGGACUAUUUUUCGAAUUUCUGGACUCAGCAGGAGGAUCAACGAUCCCAGGGCAAUACCACUAGUUUCACCACAUUUGAAUGCAUGUACAUCUACGGAGGACUUAUUAUCGCCGUUGUCAUAAUGACCACAUUCCGUGGCUUUCUAUUCUUUAAGACGUGCAUGCAUGCGUCCAAGGUGCUACAUGAUCGCAUGUUUGGAUGCAUUUUGCAUGCUACAAUGCGUUUCUUUGACACAAAUCCUUCGGGUAGAAUAUUGAAUCGAUUCUCAAAGGAUAUGGGCGCCAUCGAUGAGCUAUUGCCACGUGCCAUGAUGGAUUUCAUACAGAUUGCCUUGGUCAUGUUUGGUAUUUUAAUUGUGAUUGCUGUGGUAAAUCCCAUUUUGAUAGCUGCCAUGCUGGUUGUCGCCGUUAUUGAUAUGCUUAUCAUGAAGCUAUAUCUGAGACCAUCACAGGAUCUAAAGCGUUUGGAGGGCAUCUGUCGCAGUCCAGUGUUUUCGCAUUUAAGCUCUUCUCUAUCCGGUUUGGCCAUCAUACGUUCACGUCAGCUGCAGGAUGUGGUGGCCAAGGAGUUCGAUCUACUACAGGAUGUUCACAGUAGUGUCUGGCAAUUGGCCAUGUCGGCUAAUACAGCCCUAGGUCUGUGGUUGGAUUGCGUAAGUUGUUGUUUCCUGACAGCCGUCACCUUUAGCUUCAUUAUCUCAAGCGAAUCUACCUAUAGUGGCGAUGCUGGUCUGGCCAUAGCUCAGGCUAUGAUUCUUACUGGCAUGGUACAAUAUGGUGUGCGACAAGUUGCCGAAUCCCUACAACAGAUGACCAGCGUGGAGCGUGUCCUUCAGUAUACAGAACUCGAACAGGAGCCAGCGAUGGAAAAGGUUCCUCCGCCACAAUGGCCAACGCAUGGUCAAGUGGAACUACGUGAUAUGAGCUGUCGCUAUGACCCGAAUGGUUCACCUGUGCUUAAACAUCUUAGUCUAACGAUUGAACCCGGCUGGAAGGUCGGUAUUGUGGGACGCACUGGAGCUGGCAAGUCGUCUCUGAUUGGUGUUCUCUUCCGACUGACCCACAUUGAGGGUGGCGUCUAUAUUGAUGGCAUCGAAACGGGUUCAAUUUCCUUGGAAACUCUUCGCACACGAAUCUCUAUUAUACCACAAGAUCCAGUUCUCUUCUCGGCGAGCAUUCGUUAUAAUUUGGAUCCAUUUGAACGUUAUAGCGAUGCUGAACUAUGGAAAUCCCUAGAGGAUGUGGAGCUACGUGGAUCCAUUCCUGGUCUUGACUUUAUGGUCACGGAAAGAGGCAGCAAUUUCAGUGUGGGACAGCGUCAAUUGCUUUGUCUGGCUCGCGCAAUUCUUAGAAACAAUAAGGUGCUAGUACUCGAUGAGGCCACCGCCAAUGUGGAUCCACAAACCGAUGCUCUAAUCCAACGGACCAUACGAGUUAAAUUCAAACAAUGCACAGUACUCACAGUGGCCCAUAGACUGCAUACGGUCAUGGAUUCGGACCGCAUUAUAGUCAUGGAUGCGGGAUAUGCCGUCGAGUUUGAUGUGCCCCAUUUGCUGCUCAAGAAACCACAAGGCCAUCUUCGCCAAAUGGUCGAGGCGACUGGGGCUGAGGCUGAAGCCCUCAAGGCGAUAGCCAAUACAACUUUCACACGCAUGCAGCAAGAGCGAGACGAUAAGCAACCAGAAUAGAAUCAUUUCUACAUUUAGAACAUAAAUAGAUAGUUUUUUUCUGCAUUCAUCAUGAAUCACAGGUGCAACUCUGCUCUUUCUAAUUUCUAAUCUAACCUUAUUGUUUUGUGGACCCACAAAAGACCAGGGAAAUUAGUCUCGCAAAGAGAUUUCUAUUCCAUUGACUGAAGUGGAAAAUCGCAAAUGACGAGUCACAAAACAUGUUUUCUUUUGUCUUGCGUUUAUUGUAACUAUAUUAUAUCUUUGAUGUUUCAUGUACUUAGUAGAGAUUUUCAUUUUCGAACGAUGAAGAACUCUCAACUCAACCGUGAAUAUUGCAAUAGAAUAUUGUACAUUUAUUUCUACGAAACAUAAUUAUUUUCGUAUUCAGUGUGCUGCCUUAUAUGUAUGUUACUUACAAAUUAUUGUGAUGGGAAAAGGAAAAACGUUUUAAAAUUCUUCAAAAAGUUGGUCAAAGUUUCCAAAACAUGACAUCUAUUUCUAUUUUUUACACAUUUCGAAACUGUUGCCCAUUGAACUUUUCCAUUCGUUAACGUUUCCCUCGAUUCCCUCACUGAAUUAUAUAGUUAAAUGAAACAUUACUGUGAACAAAAUUUGAAACGACUCUGUACUUUAAAAAUGUAAACAAAUAUUGUAUA
Messenger RNA from Drosophila willistoni, 4982 nucleotides. It is a transcript of the gene Cftr, whose product is annotated as ATP-binding cassette subfamily C member 4. Gene Ontology annotation, molecular function: ATP hydrolysis activity; ABC-type transporter activity; ATP binding. Gene Ontology annotation, cellular component: membrane. Lineage: Eukaryota; Metazoa; Arthropoda; Insecta; Diptera; Drosophilidae. Bases 169 to 4344 code for a protein of 1391 amino acids. Gene Ontology annotation, biological process: transmembrane transport. The record is from RefSeq and is a predicted model, not a curated record. The transcript is spliced from 8 exons.